This is a messenger RNA of Aspergillus campestris IBT 28561, 1371 nucleotides long. RefSeq names its product glycoside hydrolase family 76 protein. Gene Ontology annotation, molecular function: mannan endo-1,6-alpha-mannosidase activity. The transcript is spliced from 3 exons. The record is from RefSeq and is a predicted model, not a curated record. Lineage: Eukaryota; Fungi; Ascomycota; Eurotiomycetes; Eurotiales; Aspergillaceae. Gene Ontology annotation, biological process: fungal-type cell wall biogenesis; carbohydrate catabolic process. Bases 1 to 1371 code for a protein of 456 amino acids.
AUGUGGUCCCCCAUCUUACUAUGUCUGCCACUAUGUCUAGUCGGCUUCUUCUGCCGCUCAGUCCAGGCAAUCAAGUUGAAUAUUGAUGACACAGACAACACCAAACAGGUCGCAAGCAAGUUAGCCUGGGACCUAGUCAGCUUUUACACAGGCAACAACACCGGCGAUGUCCCCGGUAAUCUCCCCUCCCCGUACUACUGGUGGGAAGCCGGCGCCUUCUUCGGCACGCUGGUCAACUACUGGUCUUACACAGGCGACACCGCCUACAACAACAUCAUCACCCAAGCCCUACUCCACCAAGCCGGCUCCGAAGGCGAUUUCAUGCCGACCAAUCAAACCCGCACCGAAGGCAACGACGAUCAGGCCUUCUGUGCCUUCACGGCGAUGCGCGCCGCCGAGAGUAACUUCACCAACCCGCCCGACGAUAAGCCGUCAUGGCUCGCCAUGGUCCAGGCUGUAUUCAACCAGCAGGCAGCGCGGUGGAAUAACGAGCAAUGUGGCGGGGGCCUGAAGUGGCAGAUCUAUUCGUUUAACGGCGGGUACAACUACCGCAACGCCAUCUCCAACGGCUGCUUCUUCAACAUGGCGGCGCGUCUGGCGCGAUACACCAACAACGAGACCUACGCCGAGUGGGCGGAGAAGGCGUGGGACUGGUCGCGGGGAGUGGGACUUGUCGGGCCAGAAUACCAUGUGUUUGACGGGACGAGCGAUACGAACAACUGCAGCGAUCUGAACCACAUCGAGUGGACGUACAAUAACGGCGUGUUUUUGCACGGGGCGGCGCAUAUGUGGAACUACACAAACGGAGGCCUCCGGUGGAAGGCACGCAUCGAGGGGCUUCUGAAAGGGCAACAGGUCUUCCUCUCCACCAACGACUCCUCCAGGAACGUGCUAUACGAGUCCGCCUGCGAGCUAGCCGGCACCUGUCAAACCGACCAAUUCUCCUUCAAGGCCUACCUGGCGCGGUGGAUGGGAGAUACGGCCAAGCUGGCUCCGUUUACGUACGACAGUAUUAUGACCCGUCUCCGCCCGUCCGCCGAGGCAGCCGCUGCACAAUGCGUGGGUGGGAAGACCGGAAGCUACUGCGGUAUGCAGUGGACCACGGGCACUUACGACGGCACCACCGGGGUCGGGCAGCAGAUGUCCGCUCUAGAGGUGAUCCUCGCCAAUUUGCUUGAGACGACCCGUGGUCCGCUCACGGGCGAGACGGGAGGUACUAGCAAGGGGAAUAGCGGUGCGGGGACGGGAAAGGAUGCAGACGCGAAAGGAAAACCGAAAGCCAUUACCACUGCCGAUCGCGCUGGAGCGGCCAUUCUGACGGGACUUUCAGCUCUAGGGAUACUGGGAGUCACCUAUAUUAUGAUAUCUUGA